This is a messenger RNA of Antechinus flavipes (yellow-footed antechinus), 1457 nucleotides long. Its product is annotated as actin-related protein T2-like. The transcript has a single exon. The coding region runs from base 213 to 1346 and encodes 377 amino acids. NCBI's taxonomy places the organism in Eukaryota, Metazoa, Chordata, Mammalia, Dasyuromorphia, Dasyuridae. The record is from RefSeq and is a predicted model, not a curated record.
GUGGCUAAAGGAAACUCGAUCGACCUAUCAAAGAUGAAUGUCCCUCCAGAGCUCUCUGGUCUGGCUAACCCAUCUCGGUGCUAGCACGGCAGGGACCCCAGAACCUUGGGUCCACCAACAUUCCAAGAGCUUGUCAACUGUCAUAAAGCAGUGUAGGGAGGGAAAGAAGAGACCAUUUUUAUUUUGGCAAGGGAGCAGAGAAUGAGCCAAGCAUGUUUAACCCACACGUCUUAGAGACUCCCGCCGUCAUCUUUGACAAUGGGUCGGGACUGUGCAAGGCUGGCGUGUCGGGAGAGAUAGGUCCUCGGCACGUCAUCACCACGGUCAUCGGGCAUCCUAAGUUCAAAAUGGGGGGCUCGGAGCAGAAUCAGAAGCUGUAUUACGUUGGGGAGGAGGCUUUAUACAAGUCGGAGUCCUUAUUUUUGCAGUAUCCUAUUGAGCGAGGGAUCAUCACGUCGUGGGAGGACAUGGAGAAGCUCUGGAGGCACCUCUUUGACUGGGAACUUGGGAUUAAGCCUUCCGAGAGACCAGUGCUCAUGACGGAGCCAUCCCUGAACCCCAGGAACAACCGGGAGAAGACGGCGGAGAUGAUGUUCGAGAGCUUCAAAGUGCCCGCUUUCUACCUCUCCGAUCAAGCAGUGCUGGCGCUCUACGCUUCGGCCUGCGUCACGGGGCUGGUGGUGGACAGCGGCAACAGCGUCACCUGCACCGUCCCUGUGUUUGAGGGGUACUCCUUGCCUCACGCGGUGUCCAAACUCUACGUGGCAGGGAAGGAUAUCACCGAGCAUCUCAUGAGACUGUUGGUAAACAGCGGGCGAUCCUUCCCUUGCGCACUGGACAAAGGACUGGUGGACGACAUCAAGGAAAAACUCUGCUAUGUGGCCUUAGAUCCAGAGAAAGAGCUGAGCAGGAGACCAGAGGAAGUCACCAGAGAUUACAAACUCCCCGACGGGAAAGUCAUCCGUUUCGGAGACCAGUUGUUCCAGGGACCCGAGAUCCUCUUCGCCCCAGAACAACUCGGUAUACAUCUCCCGGGGCUUUCCAAAAUGGUUUCCAACAGUAUCCUGAAAUGUGAUGCUGACAUUCAGAAGUCUCUUUUCGGAGAUAUUCUGCUCUCUGGUGGUUCUUCCCUCUUCCCUGGACUGGAUGACCGAUUGAUGAAAGAAACAGAGCAGCAAGCCCCAAAGAGUGUUCCCAUCAAGAUAACAGCUCCCCCAGAUCGGUGGUUCUCCACGUGGAUUGGAGCCUCCAUUGUAACGUCACUGAGCAGUUUCAAGCAGAUGUGGGUCACUGCCAUGGAUUACAGAGAAUUUGGGACAUCUGUGGUCCAGAGAAGAUGCUUCUAAAAGUCUUUGAUGAACCAGCUUAUCACAGACACACAGUUCUUACAUUUCGUAGGUGAAGCAUGCAAAAGCUUAUGUGACAAGGUAUAAAAUAAAAUGGAAAAAAAAAAAGAA